Cordyceps militaris CM01 is the source of this 1500-nucleotide messenger RNA. RefSeq lists its product as uncharacterized. Lineage: Eukaryota; Fungi; Ascomycota; Sordariomycetes; Hypocreales; Cordycipitaceae. The record is from RefSeq and is a predicted model, not a curated record. Bases 1 to 1500 code for a protein of 499 amino acids. The transcript has 5 exons.
AUGUUUCUCACUUUAUACCACUCGCAUCACUUUCACAUUCAUUCGCAAAUCCUCGUGCAGGUCCUCACACGAGGCUACUAUCAGUUGUGUCUUAUCUGCAUGUCAUCCCACAUCCGCGUUGGUGGAGACCAGUCAUUAACCUAUUCAUUCACAGAUCACAAGGGGUCCAGCUACUUUCCUUGCAAGGCGGCUGACAAGGCUUGCUGGCAGCCGAUCAGUGGCGUGGAGAGGCCAAUCAAGGCUCGCCACAUUCUCAUGCAAUGCAUGCGAACCAUCUGCCUCGCCAUGCAAGUGAUGGCUGUCAAUAUAUUGUCAGCUUUUGUGCGAAUUUGUCUCAGCCAUGCUGACCAAAAUCCCAAAAAGGCACAAUGUCAACAACGGUGCCGCAUGUCCAGAGGUCUAGACUGCUCGAGACGCUAUGAUCGACGAUCAUACCGGGACAUCUUUAUAAGUCGGCUGGCGGACCGCAUCCCUAGCCUCCGGGCCAGCCUCCAUUCUAUCCUCUCCAAGCAUCCUCGUCUCGAACCAACCAGCUUCUUCUCCAUGGCCGAGGUUGCGCUCGGCAUCUUUGGGGUCGUGGUCCCGGUGGUGCAGGGCCUCAUCAAGCUCCACGACAAGCUCGAGGCCAUCCGGGGUGCGCCCGCCGACAUCAAAAUGUUCAAGAGCGAGACGAAGCUGCUAGCCUUGCUCGUGAAGAACUUCCAGACGCAGUGUCCAGCGUCGCUGCAGAAGAUGGCAGAGCCCCAGAGGCAGGAAGCGCUGGCGCACGCAAAGGCGUUUGUCAAACAUUUCCACAUCGUCAAGAAGCUCACCGACGCCGCCGGCGACGUGAUUCUGCGCACGUUUGACUCCAACAUGGGUGCUUUGGAGCAGCUCUUCGCGCACAUUCUGUGGACCUUUCGAAAGUCGGCCAUUGCCGAGGCGCGGGACUCGAUGAGGCUUUUCGUCGGCAUGAUCAACAUGUUCAACAACGCUCUCGUGGCGGAAUCGCUGCUCUACCAAAAUACCAGGCUCAGAGAAAGAAAGGCUUCCUCGUCGAGAGAGCUACAGAACAAGCUGAACUUUUUCGGCGGACUACUGAAACGAGAUCGCGCCCAUGUCAGAGGAGCGUUGCGACAGUACGCCGGUUCGAGCACGGGCAACAGCAACGAGCUGCAGAGCAUCGAACAAACAGUAAAGUCGAUGGAUGGAAGCAUCGAGGUCAAGUCGACAGCCUGGUCGUCGUUCGUCAUCGGGAGCGCAGCGUGCGGUAUCUUCCAGGUGGCUCAGCUAGGAUGGUCAAUAAUGUAUCCCAACGCCGCCCACCUGGACGAGGGCCGGAAUGACAUUCGUUCUGACCUGAGAUGGUGGUCGUCAGUACUACUCUGUGAUACCCCGGCCACCUCCAAGCUCACCACCAUCGUUGUCGUGUCUCUCAUAUUCUUCUUGUUUUGCGAUUCUCCUAUUCUCCGUCUCUUCAUGUUGCUUGCAGAUGGCUCGGCGUUUCCGUUCCCGUGCUGA